Molecule: messenger RNA, 1029 nt
Organism: Auxenochlorella protothecoides
Lineage: Eukaryota; Viridiplantae; Chlorophyta; Trebouxiophyceae; Chlorellales; Chlorellaceae
Exons: 8
Coding region: 1-1029 (342 amino acids)
Source: RefSeq, a predicted model, not a curated record
AUGUGGAGCACCGCCGCAUGCAUGUCCCCGACGGUGCCAACGUUCGAGCAUGGACGCCAGCUGCGCCUCCUCAGCGGGUUGGCAGGGGAGCGAGUGUUCAAGCAUAGCGUUGUCGGGCCCAGGCGAUGCAACCUCAAGCGCACAAUCCACGCCUCUGCCACCACCUCUGGGUCUACUCUGGUGGAGGAGGAGGUGUACAUGGAACGUUUCAAUGGGUACAGGCGGCAAGGAGACUACACUCCAUUUGAGCUGAUCGAGUACACAGACAAGGCAAUGCAGCACGAGAUUGUCAUGCCGGUGGCUGCAGGGAUAGAAAAGUGCUACAGCAUCUGGAGUGACCGCCUGAACUGGUUGCAGUGGUUUGACAUGAUUGAAGAGGUGGGGUUCCAUGAGGAUGACCCCAGCCUCGUGUCUGCCUUCUACAUGUACCGAUGGGCCCGCACGCCUUACCUGGAGUUCUACACGACCUUCAAGAGGACAGAGGCCGAGCCAAACCGGUGCAUUCUGGAGGAACCAGUGGAGGGCACCCCUUUGGUUAUUGCAGUCCUCUUCCAGACGGUGGAGGAGGCCAGGGCUCAAGCGUCUGCAUCUGGCACAGUUUCCAAUGUCCUGGAGGGCAAGGAAGGCGGCACAGUCGUGACGCUGCGCAUCUCCUACCAGCUCGCAGUGGUCCUGGAUGAGUUUGCCGGGCAGCUGGCGGUGUAUGCUGACGUGGAGGAGAAGCUGAAGGCGUGCAUGGUGCGCAUGGCAGCAUUCAUCGAAAACGUGGAUGAGGCGGCGCUGGCAGAGUGCCGGGGCCAGGACCAGACCCUGAUCACUGAUGGCUUCCCGGAGCAGCGAGCGCGGAGGGGGGAGGUGGAAGCAGAGCGCCAGGCCGCCAUCGCGGCCCAUGAGGCGCGGGUGGAAAGCGCGCUGGAGUACGUCACGCAGGAGGGUCAGGUGAUGCAGGACGAGGCGACGGCCGCCAGCGAGGUGGCCGCCGAAAAGGCGGUGCGAGGGCGCAAACCCAAGAAGAAGGACGGUAACUGA